AUCUAUAUAUAUAUAUAUGUAUAUAUAUAUAUAUAUACUUGAUCUAUAUACACAUAUAUACUUGAUUAGAAAGAAUGACAAAUGGAGAUAUCACACCAAAAAGGGAGAAUCAAUCAAAGAGGAGAAAGCAUCUUGUUGGGGAGAAUGCUCCUCUGUUGCCUACAACAUUGGAAGGUAAUGAGUUUGAUGGAGCUUCGUUUACUGGGUCGGUGUUUAAUUUAUCAACCACCGUCGUCGGUGCUGGAAUCAUGGCUUUGCCCGCCACCGUCAAAGUUCUGGGUCUUCUUCUUGGCAUUUUCAUGAUCAUCUUUAUGGCAUUCUUCACUUACGCAUCCGUUGAGUUGCUGGUUCGGUUUAGCAGGGCUGCAAAAGCAGUUUCUUAUGGAGGUGUUAUGGGGGAUGGUUUUGGCAAGCCCGGAAGGAUUUUGCUGCAACUCUGUAUUUUACUUAACAACUUUGGUGGGCUCAUUGCUUACGUGAUUAUUAUUGGUGAUGUGCUCUCUGGAACAUCUUCUGGUGGAAUUCAUCAUGCUGGUGUACUUGAAGGUUGGUUUGGACAACAUUGGUGGACUGGGCGAACUUUUGUUCUCUUAGUGACAACACUUGGCAUAUUCACUCCAUUAGCAUUUGUUAAGCGGAUUGAUUCUUUAAGAUUUACAUCUGCAUUAUCGUUUAUGUUGGCGGGUGUUUUUAUUGCUGUCACCGUAGGAAUUGCAGUUCUGAAAUUGAUAAAUGGGAGUAUAAUGAUGCCUAGACUGCUACCUAAUGUCACUGAUUUUGAGUCAUUCUGGAAACUCUUCACUGUUGUUCCCAUGCUAGUCACUGCUUACAUUUGCCACUACAAUGUUCACAGUGUAGAUAACGAACUUGAAGACAAGGCGGAGAUAAAAGCAGUUCUCCAAACAACACUUGCUCUAUGCUCAUCCAUCUAUGUAGUGACAGGCCUUUUUUGCUUCCUUCUAUUUGGUGACUCAACUUUUGAUGAUGUACUAGCAAACUUCGAUACUGAUCUUGGCAUUCCUUACAGUUCCCUCUUAAAUGAUAUUAUCCGUGUCAGCUAUGGACUGCAUCUCAUGUUGGUUUUUCCCCUUUGCUUCUAUCCAUUGCGGCUCAAUUUGGACGGCCUCCUUUUUCCCUCAGCCAGGCCUUUAGCUUUGUCCAAUAUGAGGUUUGUGCUGAUCACUAUUGGCCCCACCAUUCUUAUCUUUCUGGGUGCAAAUUUUAUACCAAGCAUUUGGGAUGCCUUCCAGUUCACUGGAUCAACUUCUGCAGUUUGUCUUGGUUUCAUAUUUCCUGCUUCCAUAACUCUUAGGGAUCAGCACAACAUUGCAACGAAGAAGGACAAGAUCUUGGGCAUAAUCAUGAUUAUCCUGGCCGUGUUGUCAAGCUUGGUUGCAAUAUACAGUGAUGUGUGUGUUCAGUUCAAAAAAAGUAAAUAUACCAUCUGGUGAAUUAUGAAUACAAUUCCUAUCUGUCUACUCAAAUGAACCUAAAGGUAUGAAAAAGUUUCCGAGAUAAUUGAUCUGCUUGGCAAUAGCUAUCUGGUAAAAAUCUAGUUUUCUUAGUUGAAAUUUUGUUUCAGAAUUUUAUUAGCUGGGCUGGAAAGAAAUUUAUGGAGAAGCAAGUAAAGAUGUUGAUUUCUUAUCAUGGUCUUUUCCCUUUUCCUCUUUUGAUGUCACUUAUGGCACCUGCUAGUUAUUCGUGAGAAACUCUGAAGAUAAAGAUUGUAAAUGUUUUUGCUACAUCAUUCCAAGUUGAUACUGCGAUUUUUCUGGGACAAAAAUAAUGAAGUGACUAUAAGUUUUGCC
This is a messenger RNA of Carica papaya (papaya), 1808 nucleotides long. NCBI's taxonomy places the organism in Eukaryota, Viridiplantae, Streptophyta, Magnoliopsida, Brassicales, Caricaceae. The record is from RefSeq and is a predicted model, not a curated record.